AUGGAGGCACGGACAAGCUCGCCGGCGGCCGCCGCCGCGCCGCUUCCCCCGGGACGAUCUCCUCCAGGAGAUAUUCCUGCGCCUCCCGCCGGAGCCGAUCCACCUCUUCCGCGCCUCUUUCGUCUGCAAGCACUGGCGCGGCCUCGUCCACGACGCCCGCUUCCUCCACCGCUUCCGCAAUUUGCAUGGCGGCACGCCUCCCGUGCUCGGCUUCUUCAACCAGAAAGGGCCCUCGUCCCCACCUUCGGCAACUUCGCGCUCUCCACCGCCACAAUGUCCCCAGAUGACUGGUGGGCCCUCGACUGCCGCCACGGCCGCGCCCUCGUUGAGAGCUGCCGCACUGGGACGCUGCUUGUUUGGGACCUCGUGACCGGCGACAAGCAGUACCUGCCGCUCCCCGCGCAUGACUGUUCUGGGUACAAUGGCGCGGUUCUGUGUGCGGCUGGCCACACCGACCACCGCGACUGCCAUUUGUGCCCGUUUCUCGUGGCGUUCGUGUUCAGUGACGACAGAGAUUUCAUCACCUCCGCAUGCGUCUUCUCGUCCGAGACCGGUGCCUGGGGUGAGAUCACUUUGAUUGUUCUACCAGAUGCAUUAGUUCUGCCAAAGCCGACAGCUCUGAUUGGAAACACAAUCUACUUCCUGUUGGAUAACAAUAGCAUCAUUGAGUUCGUUUUGGAUAAGCAUAGCUUGGAUUUAGUUGAGGAGGUGCCAUAUACCUACGAUCAGACUAUCAUCAUGCCGACAAAGGAUGGAUGCCUCGGUUUAGCUGGAGUGGAACGAUUCAAUUUCAAUUUUAAUCUGUGGUCAGAGGUGGCGAGCAUUGACGGGGUGGUGACAUGGACACAUCUAAGGGUCAUUGAACUCGAAAAAAUUCUUGCGCCUGAAGCAGUGUCAGCGUGUAUGGUUGGAGCUAUUGGAGCGCAUGCAGUUGGUUGUGCGGUAGAUGCGGAUGUGAUCUUCAUCGACGUGUAUCCUAGGAUCUAUAUGAUCCAUCUCAUGUCCAUGAAGAUCGAGGAGGUGUCUAAGUAA
Triticum turgidum subsp. durum (durum wheat) is the source of this 1032-nucleotide messenger RNA. NCBI's taxonomy places the organism in Eukaryota, Viridiplantae, Streptophyta, Magnoliopsida, Poales, Poaceae. The record is from the annotation of a GenBank genome assembly.